Molecule: messenger RNA, 321 nt
Organism: Symbiodinium necroappetens
Lineage: Eukaryota; Dinophyceae; Suessiales; Symbiodiniaceae
Source: the annotation of a GenBank genome assembly
GAGCAAGAACUGGAUUCAUACCACCCCUGCGAAGUGGCCAAGACUGCCGGUGGCAUCUUUGGUCAGUGGGGUGGAGGAGACGGAUCGACUGCUCCAGAGAACAUGAUGUAUGCGGACUGGAACGAUUGCAUGCAAGGCGACAUCGAGCGCGACCUGGCCUCUGCGCAGUUGGACUAUCAUUCCGCGCUUGCCGACUUCGUCAUGGAUCUCACGGAGGAGACUUUGGGUGCGGUGUGCGGCGCCAUUCCGGAUGUGAUGGUUGCCCCACUCGGCGCUGGAAUUGCGCUCAACCCGGGUGACAUCUGCGAUGGAACAGUCUAA